UUGCAUUGCGGUAAAGAAUGAACAGAACAAAAUAAAGGGUAGAGAGAGAGAGAGAGAGAGGAGGAGGAGAAGGGGGAGGCGGAAGAGGCCGAGAGAGCGAUCGCUCGAUCGAUCCACCGAGAUCCAAGAGCUUGUCGGAAAGCCGAUCUUCUCAGCUUCUCCGCUUGCUGUUUAGGGGGGCUGGAUCGAAGCCGAUCAUCCGAUGGAUAUGGUUGGUGCCUGCGACUGAUCCCGAAUGCUGGAGGCCCGAAUCGCUCGGUGAAUCGUGCUGAUCGCCGAUCGGAGGUGUAGGGGGCGGUGAUCGAUUCGGUGAUUUGAGGAGACGUUGCGAUUCUGGACGGAUUUGGUUGGUGUGUUGCGGGAGAGUUUGGGUUUCUGGUAGAGUUUUUGGUUCCGAUGAUGCCCGAUACCCGGCACAAUGCUGUUUCCAGUUCCUCCAAUGCGUUGCCCCACAAACUUGAAGAAGCUAUGUGGCAGUUAAAGAUUGAGGACGGCCGAGAGGCAGCUGACGGGCAGCUGAACCCAUAUCCUGAUCGGCCCGGCGAACCAGACUGCCUUCACUAUUUGAGGACCGGUAAAUGUGGUUUUGGAAGCAAGUGCAAAUAUAAUCAUCCUGCGCUAGGUGUGCAGAACACUCAGUUUAGUGGGGAACUCCCACAAAGAGAUGGCCAACCUGAUUGCCAGUUUUUCCUGAAAACAGGAAGUUGCAAAUAUGGAAUAACAUGUAAAUAUCAUCAUCCACGCGACAAACAUGAGAUACAUAUGGUUCAGCUGAAUGUUCUUGGUCUACCUAUCCGAAAGGAUGAAAAGCCAUGUGCCUACUACAUGAAAACAGGGUCAUGUAAAUACGGAGUCGCCUGCAAGUUCAAUCAUCCCCAGCCUGCCUCCCGUGGAUCUUCAUUCCCUGUCACAGGAUCCUCAGUCUAUGAUUAUUCAGGUUAUAUGGCACCUACAUCAGGGCCACAUGUAAGUGGUGGGAUUUCUCAAUGGCAUUUAUCAAGAAUUCCUUAUAUGUCUAAUCCAACUACGCAAGGUCUCCCAGCUUAUGUACCUCUUGUUCUCCCACCCUCCCAAGGGACUAUACCUGUGCCACAGGGUUGGAUCUCAUACAUGGGCAGCACAAACCAUAUCUCUUCUACCGAUAUGCCUGCGCCAGGUCUGACAGCCAAGCAUCAGGAACAACCAGGUCCAGGUGUGCCACUAAGUUUGCCCGAGAGGCCUGACCAACCAGAAUGCCAGUUUUACAUGAAAACUGGGAACUGCAAGUAUGGAAGCUCUUGCAAGUACCAUCACCCAAAAGAGAGGAACCAACCAGCCAUGGCCACCAUAGGACCCCUAGGGCUUCCUCUAAGACCAGGUCAGCCUGUAUGCACCUUCUAUGCUGCAUAUGGAAGCUGCAAUUAUGGCACAGCUUGCAAAUUCGAUCAUCCAUUGGUGGGAUACUACGGUUAUAGUCUGCCUCCAUUCACUUAUCCGGGUCAGCCUGCACUCUUUCCCAACCAACGGAGUUUACAAGUUAUAUGGACAUCAGCUGGGAAUUCAUCUUCCAAGUCAUCAAAUUUGCCUGAUCAGCUGGCAAUUUCUGAGAAAGGUGGUGCACAGCAGAAUCCUCAAACUCAUGAGCAUGGAAACCCUACCAAGAAUACAUUGAAUAAUGAAUCCCUUUCAGAGUCUCCAUGAGAUAAAAGUCUAUAUUCACUAACCCUCUUUUUGAUCCAUUCCUGACCAUCCUUUCAAAGAUGAAGAUUUUGCAUCUCUGCCUCCUAUAUCACCUUUUUUUCUUUUGCCUGCCUGCUCGACUAAAGAUCUUUAUGGUAGGUGAUGAUGGGAGCUGUGGUCUUUUGUGAUGAAUGAAUAGCAGGUGAUGUAAGUUACAAUUUUUGUUCCACAGAUUUAAAACCAAACUUGUUGAAGGAUGAGAACAAUUUUGUGUUUCCAUUUUCCACUAUGUAAAGCUGGUUUAUCAGAAUAAUGAUGCUGAACUGGACUCCACUGUUUUUAUA
Molecule: messenger RNA, 2003 nt
Organism: Musa acuminata subsp. malaccensis (wild Malaysian banana)
Lineage: Eukaryota; Viridiplantae; Streptophyta; Magnoliopsida; Zingiberales; Musaceae
Product: zinc finger CCCH domain-containing protein 63
Molecular function (GO): mRNA binding; metal ion binding
Source: RefSeq, a predicted model, not a curated record